Helianthus annuus (common sunflower) is the source of this 372-nucleotide messenger RNA. RefSeq lists its product as uncharacterized. NCBI's taxonomy places the organism in Eukaryota, Viridiplantae, Streptophyta, Magnoliopsida, Asterales, Asteraceae. The transcript has a single exon. Bases 1 to 372 code for a protein of 123 amino acids. Gene Ontology annotation, molecular function: RNA-DNA hybrid ribonuclease activity; nucleic acid binding. The record is from RefSeq and is a predicted model, not a curated record.
AUGGGGGUCCGACACAUCGAAGCGCAUGUGGACUCCAUGUUAGUAGCAGGCCAAAUCAACGGUCAAUAUGAAGCCAAGGGCGAUAUAAUGGCACUUUAUCUCAACCAAGCGAAAACGUUGCUACAAACCUUCUAUUCCUACAAGGUGCACCACAUAAACCGAAGCGAAAACAAGCCGGCGGACGCAUUAAGCAAGCUCGCAUCAACAAGCUUCCAGCACCUAGCGAAGGACGUGCGCAUAGAGGUUUUAAGCAGCCCAUCCGUUCCACUCAGAGAAGUAAGCGUUAUCCAGACAGGAACAACGUCCUGGAUGACGCCGAUAAUCAUGUACUUGCAGUCUGGGAUACUUCCAGAAAACAAAGCCGAGGCGUGA